Messenger RNA from Brassica oleracea var. oleracea, 531 nucleotides. RefSeq lists its product as uncharacterized. The coding region runs from base 1 to 531 and encodes 176 amino acids. The transcript has a single exon. NCBI's taxonomy places the organism in Eukaryota, Viridiplantae, Streptophyta, Magnoliopsida, Brassicales, Brassicaceae. The record is from RefSeq and is a predicted model, not a curated record.
AUGGGACUUUACAGAUUCAAGGUUAAAAGUGGUGUGUCGGAGAACUACUUUGAUCAGCUGUUGGUUUUGCUUCAGGACAUGCUACCUGAAGACAAUGUUCUUCCGAAGAGUAUGGAUGCAAUCAAAUUUUUUUUGAAGAUAUUUGGUUUCGGCUACGACAAUAUUCAUGCUUGCAAGAAUGAUUGCAUACUCUAUAGGAAGGAGUUUGAGAAGCUAGAAAGCUGUCCAAGAUGCAAAGUUUCAAGAUGGGAGAAGGAUAAGAACAACAAUGAGUUAAAGGUUGGGAUUCCAGCUAAGGUCCUUAGAUAUUUUCCAAUCAAGGACAGACUUAGGAGGUUGUUUAAAUCAAAAAGGAUGGCUGAAGAUCUGCGUAGGCACUAUACCAAUGCCACUGAAGAUGGUACAAUGCGACACCCCGUUGAUUCUAUCUCUUGGGCACAAGUGAAUGAUAAAUGGCCAGACUUUGCUGCUGAACCAAGGAAUCUUCGACUUGGAACUUCUACAGAUGGGAUGAACCCUUUCUCCAUGUAA